AUGGGAGCAACAUCUCUGAAGGGAGGUGAAGUAGAGCCGGUCGGCUGCUUAAGGCAAGGAAGAUCCGGCAAGGUGAUCACUGAAGCUCGACGAAGAGGCAGCGACCCGGAGGCGUUCACGGCAGGCUGUUUGAGGUGGUGCAAUAGCAAGGGUGUUGCCAGCAGGGGAGGCCUUGGCAUGGUAGCUCACCACGGAGGUGGCGAGUGGUGGCUUGGUGCAGACAAGGCGAAGGAGCGAGGCCAAGGUGGAGGUCUGAAGCGACUCGGCGCGAAGCCCUCCCAGUGA
Triticum turgidum subsp. durum (durum wheat) is the source of this 285-nucleotide messenger RNA. The record is from the annotation of a GenBank genome assembly. NCBI's taxonomy places the organism in Eukaryota, Viridiplantae, Streptophyta, Magnoliopsida, Poales, Poaceae.